CCAAUCUGUCCGCUAACAUCAUCAAGAUGGUUGUCAAGAAGAUGAGGAGGGCUUGUGGGCCUGAAUGGCGAAUCCGCAGUUCAUCGCACUGUUGCAGGAAGGCAGCUGGCCUCGUCUGCUUGAAGUGGUUGUGCAUGCGUUUAGUACAACUCACACGGAGGCACUGAGAGCACAACCUGGGAACCUGUUCUUUGCCCGCGCGUCCACACGUCUGCCAACGCUCACGCUCCCGACGCCCCUCCCUCCCUCUCGUGCACUUGCAUCCCAUGAAUGCUCUUUCACCGAUGCGUAACGCAAACAGGUUCCAACAUGCUCCCAUCAACCACCGCGUGGGCAGCAGCGCCGCUGACAAGUCCAUUUCGAUUGACAACAGCAGCUUAUGCGCUUCACCGUCGCAGCAAAGGCCACGAAUGUAAGCUGGCGGGCGGGACCGAAUCUGCUCCGCGCGGAGGGCCCUUUUUUGAUUGCCAAACAGGAGUGCGACACCGGGUACGCCCUGGGUGAUGGAGCACGGGGCCAUUGACUCGGAUAACACACAUUCUCGUUGUGUGCGGCCCAUUGCCUAGCAAUGUCACGAUUUGGAAAGGGUCCUUUUGAAGGACGGAAACGAGUACAUGACCAUGCUUGCAGCCAUUCCGCGGCAAGGACCCCACCAUUGCACAUUCACCAGUGUCUCCCCUCGUCCUCUUCUCACUCAUGGUCGACUAUACUAUAUGCACCUGGGUGACCCACAGACUUGUAUGAAUCUAGUUAUAACCGCUGCCUUGGUA
Messenger RNA from Tilletiaria anomala UBC 951, 770 nucleotides. RefSeq lists its product as uncharacterized. The coding region runs from base 65 to 292 and encodes 75 amino acids. Lineage: Eukaryota; Fungi; Basidiomycota; Exobasidiomycetes; Georgefischeriales; Tilletiariaceae. The record is from RefSeq and is a predicted model, not a curated record. The transcript has a single exon.